AUGAUUUUAGCAACUAUCAUUGCAAAUUGCAUUGUUUUGGCUAUGGAGCAGCACUUACCUGAAGGGGACAAGACACCGAUGUCAGAGCGUCUGGAUGACACUGAACCAUAUUUCAUUGGCAUCUUCUGCUUUGAAACUGGGAUUAAAAUUAUUGCUUUGGGCUUUGCAUUUCACAAAGGAUCGUACUUGCGUAAUGGCUGGAAUAUGAUGGACUUUGUGGUGGUUCUCACAGGAAUCGUGGCAUCUACAGGCCCGGAGUUUGACCUGAGGACACUUCGAGCCGUACGUGUGCUACGACCCUUGAAACUGGUCUCUGGAAUUCCAAGUUUACAAGUCGUGUUGAAGUCUAUCAUGAAAGCCAUGAUCCCUCUGCUCCAGAUUGGGUUGCUUUUGUUCUUUGCAAUCCUCAUCUUUGCCAUCAUCGGUCUGGACUUCUAUAUCGGCAAAUUCCACACAUCCUGCUAUGACCUUGCUGGAGAAGAUAUAAAGGUGGAAGGUCUUUGUGGUGUAGACGCCAAUUCACGUCACUGCCCUAACGAUACCGUGUGCCUCAGUCGCUGGGAAGGUCCCAAUAAUGGCAUUACACAGUUUGACAACAUACUGUUCGCGAUCCUUACAGUGUUUCAAUGUAUCACAAUGGAGGGAUGGACAGACAUCUUGUACUACAGUAACGAUGUGUUUGGCAGCACGUGGAACUGGCUGUACUUCAUCCCUCUUAUUAUAAUCGGAUCCUUCUUCAUGUUGAACCUUGUCCUGGGCGUCCUCUCAGGGGAGUUCGCCAAAGAAAGAGAGCGAGUAGAGAACCGGAGAGCCUUCAUGAAACUAAGAAGACAGCAGCAGAUUGAGAGGGAGCUUAACGGCUACAUGGAGUGGAUAUCCAAAGCAGAAGUUAUUCUGGCAGAGGAUGACAGCGAUGUGGAGCAGAGACUUGCGUACGAUGCCCUACGGAGACCGACCAUCAAGAAAAGCAAACCCGAGCUGCUGAACGCUGACGAGGGAGAGGAGCCCAUUGGAGAUAUCUCUUCAGUGGGCUCACCUUUCGCCCGCGCCAGCAUUAAAAGUACCAAGCUGGAGAACUCAUCAUACUUGCAUAAGAAGGAGAGACGCUUGCGUUUCCUUGUCCGGCGCAUGGUGAAGACUCAGGCUUUCUACUGGGUGGUCCUCAGCCUUGUAGCACUGAACACGCUGUGCGUGGCAAUCGUGCACUACAGCCAGCCGGAGGGGCUCACUCAGUUUCUCUAUUUUGCAGAAUUCAUUUUUCUUGGGCUCUUUAUGUCCGAAAUGUUUUUAAAAAUAUACGGUCUUGGGGCCAGGCCUUAUUUCCAUUCGUCGUUUAACUGCUUCGACUGCGCUGUUAUUACCGGUAGCAUCUUUGAGGUGAUCUGGGCGAUGAUCAAACCCGGAACCUCUUUCGGGAUUAGCGUCUUAAGAGCCCUCCGUUUGCUGCGCAUUUUCAAAGUUACAAAGUACUGGGCAUCUCUGCGAAACCUGGUCAUCUCCCUCCUCAGCUCCAUGAAGUCCAUCAUCAGUCUGUUGUUCCUGCUUUUCCUUUUUAUUGUUGUCUUUGCCUUACUGGGGAUGCAGCUCUUUGGCGGGCAGUUCAAUUUUGAUGAAAAAACCCCUUCUACAAACUUUGACAACUUCCCUGCAGCAAUAAUGACUGUGUUUCAGAUUCUGACUGGAGAGGACUGGAAUGCCGUGAUGUACGAUGGUAUCAAGGCUCAGGGGGGUGUGAAUACGGGGAUGAUAUCCUCCAUCUACUUCAUCAUCCUCACACUCUUCGGUAACUACACUCUGCUGAAUGUCUUCUUGGCCAUCGCUGUGGACAAUCUGGCCAAUGCUCAGGAGCUGACCAAGGACGAGCAGGAGGAGGAGGAGGCAGCCAAUCAGAAGCUGGCACUGCAGAAAGCAAAAGAGGUGGCGGAGGUCAGCCCCUUGUCUGCUACCAACAUGUCUAUAGCAGCAAAAGAGCAGCAGAAGAAUCAGAAGAUGUCUGUUUGGGAGCAGCGUACAAAUGAAAUGCGCCGGCAGAAUCUGAUGAACAGUAGGGAGGCUCUGUACAGCGAGAUGGAUCCUGAUGAGCAUUGGAAGUUGUCCUUCAUGAAGCGUGAUGUUAAGACUCACCUGGACCGACCUCUGGUUGUGGACCCCCAGGAGAAUCGCAACAACAACACUAACAAGAGCAGACCUGGGGAAGGGAAAACACCCCUAGAACAGCGUCUAUCCCACCAGCGAGCAGAAGACUACCUUCGCAAGCAAGCAAGAUUUAAGGAGCGCGGUGGACGGGGCUAUGAAAUGGGGCAGGAGCCUGUACGCCGGCCGAGGAACAAAGAGCAGGACAUAACCCGUGAUGGGCAGGAUUUGGGGCUUCAAGACAGGAUAGGGGAAGUUGAUGGAGGAGUGCGCCUCCCCCAGGAUCCUCAUCGAAGACACAGGGGAGGAGGGAAUAAAGAAAGCCGUAGCGGGUCUCCUCUGCCAAGGGGUGAUGGUGAUCACCGCAGGCAUAGGGGUCAUCGCAGAACAGGAGAUGAAACAGAGGAUGUGAGUGGAGGGGGAGGGAAAGGUGGAGAUGGUGGUGGAGAAAGAAGACCACGGCAUGGUAGAGAUGGGGGAAGAAUGAGAGAAGGUGGUGGAGGCGGGGAAAAUGAAGGUCCAGAAGGGGACAGGAGAAGGAGGCAGCGCCACACUGCACAGUCCACUUACGACAAUGAUGUGAAGAGAGAAGACAGAGAAAGGAGACAUCGAAGAAGGAAGGAACCAACUGCUCCAGUUCCUGGUUCUGGUCCCAACCUCUCUACCACAAGGCCCAUUCAGGAUCGUUCCCGACAAGAGAACCAAAACCAGCACCCAGAGAACAUGGACAACAUCCGGAACACUAAGCUUGUGACCAGUGAACCCCCUGCGAGCGGAGGAGGAAUCAACCACAGCCCAGCCAAGCUUGGCAAUCACACCAACUGCGCCAAUAAUAACAGCAUUCCCGCCGGGAACUCUGCCCCUCGACGGACACCCCUGCCCACCAACUCUGGCCCCGCUCCCACCGCACCUGACCCAAGCCAGUUACACAGUAACCCAACAGAGACUGCCAAGGGGACUAAAACUGCCGAUCAGACAACCGUGGAUAUACCUCCCCCCUUCCCACCACCAGUGGAGAAUGCCAUCGGACAAGUUAGUAAGACAGUCGCCGUGUCUCCUCUGCCGGAGAAGGAGACUGAAAAGAAAGAGGAGGAAGAAGAAGAUGAUGAUGCAGGGAAGGGGCCCAAGCCUAUGCCCCCUUACAGCUCCAUGUUUGUUUUGUCCACCACAAACCCUCUCCGUCGCCUCUGUCAUUACAUCGUCACCAUGCGGUACUUCGAAAUGUGCAUUUUGCUGGUCAUCGCCAUGAGCAGUAUAGCCUUAGCGGCAGAGGACCCCGUCCAGCCUGAUGCCCCUCGGAACAACGUCUUGCGUUACUUUGACUAUGUUUUCACCGGUGUCUUCACUUUUGAGAUGGUUAUCAAGAUGGUGGAUCUCGGCAUCAUCCUCCAUCAGGGAGCCUACUUCCGAGACUUGUGGAACUUUCUCGAUUUUGUCGUGGUCUGUGGUGCUCUGGUGGCCUUCGCCUUCUCAGGUGGAAGCAAAGGAAAGGACAUCAGUACCAUCAAAUCCUUGCGAGUUCUCCGUGUCCUCCGUCCUCUGAAAACUAUCAAGCGUCUGCCCAAGCUGAAGGCUGUCUUCGACUGCGUGGUGAACUCUUUGAAGAACGUCCUCAACAUCCUCAUCGUGUACAUGCUCUUCAUGUUCAUCUUUGCCGUCGUGGCCGUCCAGCUCUUCAAGGGCAAGUUUUUCUACUGUACCGAUGAAUCUAAAGAAUUUCAGCGGGAUUGCAGGGGCGAGUAUCUAGUAUAUGAAAAAAAUGAGGUGAAGGCACAGAAACGAGAAUGGAAAAAAUGGGCUUUCCACUAUGACAACGUGCUGUGGGCUCUUCUCACCCUCUUCACGGUGUCCACGGGCGAGGGCUGGCCGGAUGUACUCAGGCACUCGGUGGACGCCACCUUUGAGGAUCAGGGACCGAGGCCAGGUUUCCGUAUGGAGAUGUCUAUCUUUUACGUGGUUUAUUUUGUGGUCUUCCCUUUUUUCUUUGUCAACAUUUUCGUGGCCUUGAUUAUCAUCACUUUCCAGGAGCAGGGAGACAAAAUGAUGGAGGAGUACAGCUUGGAAAAGAACGAGAGAGCCUGCAUCGACUUUGCUAUAAGUGCCAAGCCCCUCACUCGCCAUAUGCCACAGAACAAACAGAGUUUUCAGUAUCGCAUGUGGCAGUUUGUGGUGUCUCCCCCCUUUGAGUACACCAUUAUGGCCCUUAUUGCCCUCAACACGAUUGUUUUAAUGAUGAAGUUUCAUGGAUCUUCUAAUACAUAUGAUCAAGUGCUGAAAACAUUUAACGUCGUCUUCACCUCCCUCUUCUCUCUUGAGUGUCUGCUUAAGAUCAUGGCUUUCGGGGCCCUGAAUUAUUUCCGGGAUGCCUGGAAUAUCUUUGACUUUGUGACGGUUCUCGGGAGCAUCACAGAUAUUGUGGUGACGGAGUUCUGGGACAACUUCAUCAACCUUGGUUUUCUGCGUCUAUUCCGAGCCGCCCGUCUCAUUAAGCUCUUGCGGCAGGGCUAUACCAUCCGCAUCCUGCUGUGGACCUUCGUCCAGUCGUUCAAGGCUCUACCCUACGUCUGCCUCCUGAUCGCAAUGCUCUUCUUUAUUUAUGCCAUCAUCGGCAUGCAGGUGUUCGGUAACAUUGCCUUGGAUGAAGAAGACGAAGACACGGCCAUAACUGAGCACAAUAACUUUCGCACGUUUUUCCAAGCCCUCAUGCUUCUGUUCCGAAGCGCCACGGGGGAAGCAUGGCAUGACAUAAUGCUGUCCUGUUUGGGCGGGAAGGCCUGUGACAAGGGGUCUGGUAUAAAGGAGAAGGAAUGUGGCAGCGAAUUUGCUUAUUUCUACUUUGUGUCCUUCAUUUUCCUCUGCUCCUUCCUGAUGCUGAACUUGUUUGUUGCCGUCAUUAUGGAUAACUUCGAGUAUCUCACCCGAGACUCCUCCAUAUUGGGACCUCAUCACCUGGAUGAAUAUGUGCGAGUGUGGGCAGAGUAUGAUCCGGCUGCUUGGGGUCGCAUGAAAUACACAGACUUGUAUGAGAUGCUCAGACUUAUCUCGCCUCCCUUGGGUCUGGGGAAGAAAUGCCCUGCUCGAGUUGCUUAUAAGAGGCUGCUGAGAAUGGACCUCCCUGUCGCUGAUGAUAACACGGUGCACUUCAACUCCACUCUUAUGGCUCUUAUCAGAACAGCGCUGGACAUUAAGAUUGCCAAAGGUGGAGCUGAUAAGCAGCAGAUGGACAAAGAGCUCAGAAAGGAGAUGAUGGCCAUUUGGCCGAACUUGUCCCAGAAAACUCUUGAUCUGUUAGUUACUCCACAUAAAUCCACUGACCUCACCGUGGGGAAGAUUUAUGCUGCGAUGAUGAUCAUGGAGUAUUACAGACAGAGCAAAGCCAAGAGACUCCAGGCGUUGCAGGAGGAGCAGAAUCGGACCCCGCUCAUGUUCCAGAGGAUGGAGCCUCCUUCGCCCACGCAGGAUGGGCUCCUGGGACUGAAUGCUCUGCCGUCUUCCCAGCAGGAGCCAGGAGGGGAGAUGAGUAUACCUGAGGGUGGUAUGAAGGAAAGCCAGUCCUGGAUGACCCAAAAGGCCCAACAAAUGUUCCGUAACACCGGCACCUGGAGCCCAGAGAGGGGGCGCACACAAGAGAACACCAACAGUUGGCCGAAUUCUCAGUCGGUGGAGAUGAGGGAGAUGGCGUUAGAUGGUUUUUCAGACAGUGAACAGUACCUGGUGAUUGAGGAACACGGGAGAGCGUCAUCCAUGCCGAGACUACCGGCUGACAAUCAGCCGCGAAGGAAACCCCGCUCCAGAGGAAUUAAUCUCAGUACAAUUGCAGAUGGAAGCCCCAUGAAGCGGUCCACCUCUAUGCUUGGCCAUUCCCAGGCCAGAGGCAUUCGACUGAAUGAUUACUCCUUGGAGAGGGUGACGCCGGAAGAAGGACCUCGUCAUGGGCAUCAGCGCAGGAGGGAACGGGGACACCGGGUGUCUGAGAAGUCUCUCAACCGAUAUGGGGAUCUAGAAUCAGGUCUUGGCACAGAACUCAGCACUACAACGCAGUCAUGUGACCUGCCUUCUGAGGAGCGCGGACGUACCCGAGACCGAAAACAUCACCAUCAUCACCACCACCACCAUCAUCACCACCACCACCACGCCGGCUCCGAUCGGGAGCGCUUAGACUACGGGAGGCCAAAUUCACGUUCACCGAGUGGGGGCAGAGACUAUGCCCCACACCGACAGGGCAGUAGUUCAGUGGAUGGCAGCCCCGUGCCCUCAACCUCUGGGGCCAGCACACCCCGCAGAGGAAGGCGACAGCUGCCCCAGCUGCCCCCAACCCCUAGGCCGCGAGUUACCUACUCCCCGGUGGUUCGCCGGCCUGCCAGCGUCUGCUCCCCCCAACAGCAACAGCAGAGCCCUUGCAGAAUGACCAACCCCCUACAACGGAGAUACCCCCAGUGUGACAGCCACGCAGGAAGCAGCGAGAGAAGGGCCACACACAACGACUCUCCUCGAUCCCACCGUCACGCCAGGGGACAUUGCUCUGACGCCCCCCGUGCUGGAUGCAGGCACAGCGGUCCUUACCGGGAUUCCUCCUAUGAGGGCCCUCACCCCUGCGACCAGCGUUCCUCCAGGACUGCCGACCCCGGAGGGGCACCCCCAGUUUCGCCACACGGGCGCAGGCUGCCCAACGGCUAUUCCCACGGGACCCCGCGACCCACAAAAUCUCGUCACGAACGUUACAGUGAGAGUGAGGAGGACGACUGGUGCUAAAAAAACAAACAAAUAUAUAUAUAAAUAUAUACAAAUAUAUCUAUAUAUAUGUUUACAGGAAACAAACAAAAAAAAACUUCAAUCUAGCAGGGAAAUCAAAGACACGUCUGCAAAAAGGAGUGAGAUUGGGGGGAGGAGAAAUACAUGCCCCGGAAAAGAAAAAUACAAAAAUCUCCACCAAAAAAAAGAGAAUCUUCCUUUUUAUUCCCUGCGAAUUUUUUGGGGGGGAAAGGAAGGAUGCCCUCGCAGCAUGCUUUUUAUAAUACAAUAUAUUUUGGGAGGGCUUCUGUACGUUGGAAGAAAGUAGAUGACACUCAGGAGGAUAACAUGUUUACCGCAAACCUCCCCCCUUCUCUCUGAGCACCUCCUCGAUAUGUCAAUUCUGAACCAUUUCAACUGGUCGAAUUUCCCCAUCUAGACGAAGAAGAAGAAGAAGAAACAACAAAAAAAUAAAAAAGAAAAACGCAAAAAAUGGCGUUAGAGUUUCUAAAAAGCUGCUGAGAACUUUUGGAAAAAAAAAACAAAUGUACAAAACAUGGUAUUAUUAUUUAAUUUUAUUUUUUUUCAAUUUGUAUUGAUGAGUUUUAUCAUCCAAAAGAUUGGAUAUAACGUGUGCCGGUUAAUGUUAUGGAGAGAGCACGCAGAUGCACACACACACACGAGUGUUUAGCGCUCAUAUUUGUUCAUAUUGCCUGCGGAAAUGAGAAAAUUAAAAAAAAAAAAACAAAACAAAAAAAAAGGUUGGAGAAAAAAAAAAAAAAAAAAAAAAAAAAGCAGCAUUUGAUUAAACAUCUGAUUUUUUGCUUGAAAGUCCCAAAUCCGAGACAUAAAAAAAAAAAAAAAGAAAAUUGCGUUGCUUAUUUUAAAAAAAAAGCUUUUUUCCGACUUUGUUUGAAAA
Spea bombifrons (plains spadefoot toad) is the source of this 7783-nucleotide messenger RNA. RefSeq names its product calcium voltage-gated channel subunit alpha1 A (gene CACNA1A). Gene Ontology annotation, molecular function: high voltage-gated calcium channel activity. Gene Ontology annotation, biological process: chemical synaptic transmission; calcium ion import across plasma membrane. The record is from RefSeq and is a predicted model, not a curated record. Gene Ontology annotation, cellular component: voltage-gated calcium channel complex; neuronal cell body; membrane. Lineage: Eukaryota; Metazoa; Chordata; Amphibia; Anura; Pelobatidae. Bases 1 to 6885 code for a protein of 2294 amino acids. The transcript has 46 exons.